Molecule: messenger RNA, 2823 nt
Organism: Medicago truncatula (barrel medic)
Lineage: Eukaryota; Viridiplantae; Streptophyta; Magnoliopsida; Fabales; Fabaceae
Product: vesicle-fusing ATPase
Exons: 21
Coding region: 25-2412 (795 amino acids)
Biological process (GO): Golgi to plasma membrane protein transport; intra-Golgi vesicle-mediated transport; SNARE complex disassembly
Cellular component (GO): Golgi stack
Molecular function (GO): ATP hydrolysis activity; ATP binding
Source: RefSeq, a predicted model, not a curated record
UAAUAAUAAAAGAUAAACGUAUAUAUGUUGUGUUGUAUACUUGUAUUAGCAUUAUCGGUUUAUUAUUGCAUCAUCAUCUUCAUCACUCUCCCGCCCAGGCAACGCCAUUUCCAUUAUCUUCUGAUCUCUGCAAAAGCAACUACACGCAAGAUCUGGUUCAACGCAACAAUGGCGGGUCGAUUCUUAGGAUCUUCUUCUGCUUCGAUCGACAUGAUCGUCACCAAUACGCCAUCUCAGGAACUCGCUCUAACCAACCUCGCUUUCAUCUCCGCCUCCGAUCUUCCUAAAUUCGCCGUCCCCGGUCACGAUAAUCUAUACCUCGCUUCCAUCGGCGAUUCCUUCGUUUUCUCUAUCUCAGCUCAUGAAAGCAUACGUGGAGGCCAUAUUGCGUUGAAUUCAAUUCAACGUCGAUGUGCAAGAGUUUCUGCUGCCGAAUCUGUACCUGUGACGCGAUUUGUGCCGCCUGAAAAUUUCAACCUGGCAGUGCUGCAACUUGAAUUGGAAUUCAUUAAAAAGGCUGGAAACAAAAAUGAACAGAUUGAUGCUAUAGUACUUGCCAAGCAACUACGAAAGAGGUUUAUAAAGCAGGUAAUGACAGCAGGGCAGAAAGUGUUAUUUGAGCAUCAGGGAAAUAAUUAUAGCUUUACAGUCAGUCAAGUUACUGUUGAGGGCCAACAAAGGUCUAGUUCUAUUGACAGAGGGAUGAUUUCAGAGGACACAUUCAUAGCUUUUGAAGCAUCACGUGAUAGUGGAAUUAAGAUUAUCAAUCAGCGCGAAUCUACUACUAGCAACAUUUUUAAGCAGAAAGAAUUUAACCUUGAGUCUCUGGGUAUUGGUGGCCUGGGUGCAGAGUUUGCAGAUAUAUUUCGAAGAGCUUUUGCAUCUCGUGUUUUCCCUCCCCAUGUGACAUCUAAAUUAGGGAUCAAGCAUGUGAAGGGCAUGCUGCUUUAUGGUCCUCCUGGAACUGGAAAGACUCUUAUGGCACGUCAAAUUGGAAAAAUUUUGAAUGGCAAGGAACCAAAGAUUGUAAAUGGCCCUGAAGUUUUGAGCAAAUUUGUGGGUGAAACUGAAAAGAAUGUGAGGGACCUUUUUGCCGAUGCUGAACAGGAUCAGAGGAACCUAGGUGAUGAAAGUGAUUUACAUGUUAUUAUAUUUGAUGAAAUUGAUGCUAUCUGUAAGUCCAGAGGCUCCACUAAAGAUGGUACGGGGGUUCAUGAUAGCAUUGUGAACCAGCUUCUUACCAAGAUAGAUGGUGUGGAAUCACUAAACAAUGUUUUGCUUAUUGGAAUGACCAACAGAAGAGACAUGCUUGAUGAAGCACUCUUACGACCAGGGCGGUUGGAAGUCCAGGUUGAGAUAAGCCUCCCUGAUGAAAAUGGUCGAUUGCAAAUUCUUCAAAUUCACACUAACAAGAUGAAAGAGAAUUCUUUUCUAGCUCCUGAUAUAAACCUUCAAGAGCUUGCUGCUCGAACCAAAAACUACAGUGGUGCGGAACUUGAAGGUGUUGUGAAAAGUGCUGUCUCAUAUGCCUUAAAUAGACAAUUGAGCCUAGAGGACCUCACUAAACCAGUGGAGGAGGAAAAUAUUAAGGUUACGAUGGAUGACUUUUUGAAUGCACUCCAUGAAGUUAUUCCUGCAUUUGGAGCUUCCACUGACGAUCUUGAGCGAUGCAGACUCCAUGGCAUGGUGGAGUGUGGUGAUCGACAUAAGCACAUUUAUCAGAGGGCAAUGCUAAUUGCAGAGCAAGUUAAAGUGAGCAAAGGAAGCCCCCUUGUUACUUGUCUUCUGGAAGGUUCCCGUGGCAGUGGUAAAACCGCAAUUGGAGCUACUGUAGGCAUUGAUAGUGACUUCGCAUAUGUCAAGAUAAUUUCAGCUGAAACAAUGAUUGGUCUACAUGAGAGCACUAAAUGUGCUCAGAUUAUUAAGGUUUUUGAGGAUGCGUACAAGUCACCUUUGAGUGUCAUUGUUCUCGAUGACAUUGAGAGAUUAUUGGAGUAUGUGGCCAUUGGUCCUCGUUUUUCAAACAUAAUUUCGCAGACAUUGCUGGUUCUGCUCAAACGGCUUCCUCCAAAGGGGAAAAAACUCAUGGUUAUUGGAACAACAAGUGAAGUGGACUUCUUGGAGUCACUUGGAUUUGUUGAUACAUUCUCGGUAACUUACAAUGUUCCCACCUUGAACAAAGAAGAUGCAAAGAAGGUCUUGGAACAGUUGAAUGUUUUUGCUGAAGAAGAUAUUGUUUCUGCCGCAGAUGCUUUGGAUAAUACGCCUAUCAAGAAGUUAUACAUGUUGAUUGAGAUGGCAGCGCAGGGUGCGCAUGGUGGAUCUGCAGAAGCUAUCUAUUCUGGCCAAGAGAAGAUUAAUAUAUCUCAUUUCUACGAUUGCCUCGGGGAUGUUGUCAGGGUGUAUAGAUAGUUUAUUGUCUCAUCAAGUGCUUUGACUAUUGCAUUGUAUCACCAUUGUGUUUUAAUUGAAUACCAUUCUUGUAUAUUUAAAUUCAUACGUUGCAUAAUACUUGUGGUCAGUUUUGAGGAGGAUUUAUCAAUCACGGCUGCUUGCUUAUGCUGAUAGUAAUUGAGAGAGGUGUUUGUAGUUCAGGUUUUAUCUGUUACGGCUAUGGCUUACUGGCUUAGUUUGAAUCGAGCUGUACCAAACUGGCUUAAGCGUAACCCUCUGUAUUGGGGAUUCAACAUUAUCUAAACACAUUUUUGUGAUAUAGAUAUAUUACUGCUAUAUUUUUGUAAAUGUGAAAAUUAACAUUGUACAAGAAUAGUCUUAACGUUUUAAUAUCAGGCUAUCUAAUUACAUCAUUCACAUUUUCAGUAA